Tigriopus californicus is the source of this 2291-nucleotide messenger RNA. RefSeq names its product serine/threonine-protein kinase MAK-like. NCBI's taxonomy places the organism in Eukaryota, Metazoa, Arthropoda, Copepoda, Harpacticoida, Harpacticidae. The record is from RefSeq and is a predicted model, not a curated record. The transcript has 3 exons. Gene Ontology annotation, biological process: intracellular signal transduction; intraciliary transport; protein phosphorylation. Gene Ontology annotation, cellular component: nucleus; cytoplasm; cilium. Bases 581 to 1843 code for a protein of 420 amino acids. Gene Ontology annotation, molecular function: ATP binding; protein serine/threonine kinase activity.
UGCCCAGGAACACCCGGACGAAACUGGAAGACAAGCACCAGGGGAGAAAGUCAGACAAAAAGGAAGAUUCAAGCCACCUUUUCAUGUCGUCUUUGAGAUCUUUAUCGUCCAGAUUGAAUUGACCAUCUCGAUACCAGAUUUCCAGUGUGUAAGCGAAGCUCGACCCGAACUUGAAGUCAAGUCACGGCCCAUUUUUCCACUUGCAAACCAGGCUUGUGGCGGUCUUAGGGCCUUGAAAGUGGCGUACGAUUGGUUGUUGUCUUGGAUAAACAGAGUCUGGUUUCCAAGGAGUUAAGUCACUGCCAAUCGGCUCGGCUGACAAGAACGCUUGCAACCACACGAAGAAGAGACCUUUCUUUCGCUUCUCUCCAACUCGUUUCUAGUGGCACCAAAAGACUCAGACGGAGACAGAAGAAACGAACGGGUUAGUUGCUGUGAAGUGACGUGAUACCAUCAUUUGGAGUCGCCCCAUUGCUUCCAACUCGGAUAUCAGCCAUGGCAAGGCAGCCUUGAUAACCAGUUUGCAUCUCAUUUGGGACAUCCCGCGUUAUUCCAAGCUUGGAGAAGCCUUCUUAGAAAGAUGAUGAAUCGCUAUGUGACCCUGCAACAACUGGGCGAUGGGACCUACGGAUCCGUGGUCCUUGGACAGCGGGUGGACACCGGCGAAAAGGUGGCCAUAAAGAGAAUGAAACGGAAGUAUUACUCUUGGGAAGAGGCCAUGAACCUUCGGGAGGUGAAAUCCUUGAAAAAACUCUCCCAUAACAACGUGGUGAAACUCAAAGAAGUCAUCCGUGAAAACGAUACGCUCUACUUCGUCUUCGAGUACAUGAAGGAGAACCUGUAUCAACUGAUGAAGGAGCGGUAUGACCACGGAGACAAGCUCUUUCCGGAGCAUAUGAUACGCAACAUGAUGUAUCAAGUCUUGCAAGGACUGGCUUUCAUGCACAAGCAUGGCUAUUUCCAUCGAGACAUGAAGCCAGAAAACCUGUUGUGCAUGGGUCCUGAUUUGGUGAAAAUCGGAGAUUUCGGAUUGGCCCGUGAGAUCCGCUCCAGGCCCCCGUACACCGACUAUGUGUCCACAAGAUGGUAUCGAGCCCCCGAGGUCUUACUCCGUUCCACCAUGUACUCUGCUCCUAUUGAUAUUUGGGCGGUGGGAUGUAUAAUGGCGGAGAUGUACACGUUUCGUCCACUGUUCCCGGGCAACUCCGAAAUUGACGAGAUCUUUAAGAUUUGCUCAGUCUUAGGAACUCCGGACAAACGGGAAUGGCCUGAAGGCUUCAAGUUGGCGGCCACCAUGAAUUUCAAAUUCCCCCAAUUCACCGCCACACCCCUAGCAUCAUUGAUUCCAACCGCGUCCAAGGAGGCCAUUCAACUGAUGACUGAUAUGAUGAAAUGGAAUCCGGCUCACCGACCGUCAGCGCAGCAAUCCCUGAGAUAUGCAUAUUUCGCCCAAAAUGUCCAGCAAGACGCCGGGAACGGAACUUUGGUUCAGCAGACCAUGAAACAAAGCUAUGCCCGACAGACUGGGGCGGUACCCAACGAUAUGGGUCGCGCCCAUGUUAAGUGGGGACAAGAGCCUCCAGAGGAAGAUUUCCGGGAGGUCCAAGUCCAACAAGUAAACAGUCGUCGUCAAUCUCAGAGUCAGCACCAGUUGCCAAGCAUCUCGAACACCCAACUCAACGGCACAGCUAUGGGCGGGUCAAGGUCACAUCCGGGUUCGAAUGUGGGAUCUCGCUCACAGUCCCAAAUCAACUACAACGGAAUCUCGCCACCAGACCGGGGGCGAUCUCCGGGUGGCGCAUUAAGUGGGCGUACCAAUUGGAAAGCCAAAUAUCUGAACUAACCAUGUGAAUGGUGAGCAAAUGUCACGUGCAAUCGGUCGGGCAGCGGAAACACCACUUCCCCUGUGAUCAAGAAUUCAAAUCAAUGGAUCUUCUUGAGCUCAGGAUUUUGCGAGUUGCAUUCUUCGCGGCAUUUUAAGUGCAGAAGUUUGACAGCUAUAUGCGAACAGAAGACUACUUCAUUUAAUUCGCCAUUCAAAUGCAAUUCUUUUAAUCCUAGACACAACCAUACCAUCACAGUUCAGCCAAAGCAAAGCGAACUCUGUCAAAUUCGAAUGGUUAAAAUCGUCCGGCGAAAUCGACCGGGACAUGACAUCUCAAUUUGCAAUUGUGCCACAAACCUUUCAAAACUCGUACGAUGAGGUGAUUGAAUAGUUUUUACCUUUUUUGAGGUAGACUGAAUACGUUGAAUGAUAUAAAUUUUUCUCGAAUAAAACAAACUUUAAACUU